Messenger RNA from Sapajus apella (tufted capuchin), 1751 nucleotides. RefSeq names its product parvin gamma (gene PARVG). Gene Ontology annotation, molecular function: actin binding. The transcript has 14 exons. NCBI's taxonomy places the organism in Eukaryota, Metazoa, Chordata, Mammalia, Primates, Cebidae. Gene Ontology annotation, cellular component: actin cytoskeleton; focal adhesion; cytoplasm. The coding region runs from base 531 to 1526 and encodes 331 amino acids. Gene Ontology annotation, biological process: establishment or maintenance of cell polarity; actin cytoskeleton organization; substrate adhesion-dependent cell spreading. The record is from RefSeq and is a predicted model, not a curated record.
AAAAAGAAUUAUAGGGAGGACCUACUUCAGGUAAGGCAAUUAGGGAAGUUGAAAACUGGGCAGGGGCCUCUAGGUGGAGGGAACAGGAUAUGUGAAGAGGCCGAGGCAGGAAGGCAGGUGGUCCCUGCGGCGGGGACAGAGGUUAGGGGAUGAGGAUGCAGGUCACCCAUGCUGGGGCUCAUGGGCGGGGCUGCACACCCUGCGUGUUAUUUUAAGAGCCAUUGGGCGCUGUUGGUGGUUUGAGUGAGUGGGGACAGGAAGUGACUCCUCUGACUGUUUGUGGGAACCCAGCUCAGGGGCGGGCAGGGGGUGUGGGGAAGGCUGCAGCCCAGAGUCCAGAGAGGAAGCUCCUGCCAGCUGAGUGGGCCCUGGAGGAAGUGAGCAGCCGACCUCCCCCCUCCUGGCCUGGCCCCCGAAGCCCCCACAAGAACCCGGAACCUGCUUUUAUUCGGAACCCAGGGACCACCCCUUGUGCCCAGUAGGCCUCCGGUUUCCUGCGUGGAGAAAGCAGCCGGGCUUGGAGGCAGGCGAUGGAGCUGGAGUCCUUGUAUGACCUGCUGCAGCUCCCCAAGGGGGUGGAGCCCCCAGCAGAGGAGGAGCUCCCACAAGGAGGAAAGAAGAAAUACCUGCCACCCACUUCCCGGAAGGACCCCAGAUUUGAAGCACUGCAAAAGGUGCUGAUGGAGUGGAUCAACGCCACUCUCCUCCCAGAGCACAUCGUGGUCCGCAGCCUGGAGGAGGACAUGUUCGACGGGCUCAUCCUGCACCACCUGUUCCAGAAGUUGGCAGCGCUCAAACUGGAAGCAGAGGACAUCGCCCUGACAGCCGCGAGCCAGAGGCACAAGCUCACCGUGGUGCUGGAGGCCGUGAACCGGAGUCUGCAGCUGGAGGAGCGGCAGGCCAAGUGGAGCGUGGAGACCAUCUUCAACAAGGACCUGCUGUCCACCCUGCACCUUCUUGUGGCCCUGGCCAAGCGCUUCCAGCCUGACCUGUCCCUCCCAACCAACGUCCAGGUGGAGGUCAUCACCAUUGAGAGCACCAAGAGUGGUCUGAAGUCAGAGAAGUCGAUGGAGCAGCUCACCGAAUGCAGCACAGACAAGGACCAGCCUCCGAACGACGUCUUUGAUGAAUUAUUUAAGCUGGCUCCGGAGAAAGUGAACGCAGUGAAAGAGGCCAUCGUGAACUUUGUCAACCAGAAGCUGGACUGCCUGGGCCUGUCUGUGCAGAAUCUGGAAACCCAGUUUGCAGAUGGGGUCAUCUUACUCUUGCUGAUUGGACAACUUGAAGGCUUCUUCCUGCACUUAAAGGAAUUCUACCUCACGCCCAACUCUCCUGCAGAAAUGCUGCACAACGUCACCCUAGCGCUGGAGCUGCUGAAGGAGGAGGGUCUGCUUAGCUGCCCUGUCAGCCCUGAAGACAUUGUGAACAAGGACGCCAAGAGCACGCUGCGGGUGCUGUACGGGCUGUUCUGCAAACACAGGCAGAAUGCACACAGGGGUGCAACGCCCCAGGGAGCCCCGAAUUGACCCUCAUCACCCCCAGAGCCCACAGCCUGCCUGCCAGCCCAGCUGGAGGGCCCGAGGCCGCAGGGGUCCUCCCACAGUCCCACUGUUCUCUGUGCAUUUGUGACCCGCUUCCCUCCCACCCCAUCUCCUGUCUCCAUUGUCGGAUUAUCUUUGAACCCCCUCGUGUGGAUCAUUUUGAGCUGCCUGGCCUUGCUCAGUUUGUUUUAAUAAAAGUAUUGCUGGCCA